GGGUGCAUCGCGCUGCAGGCGGGCUGGCUGGCAGGCGGCGGGCCCGCAGUGGCCUGGCGCCUGGGCAGCGCGACCGGCGGAGGGCCAUGGCCUCCUCUCCGGGCCCCGCCGGCAUCGGUGGCGCCGGCGCAGUGCAAGGCUCGGGGUCGUCCGGCUUCGCCUUGGACUCAGGACUCGAGAUCAAAACGCGCUCGGUGGAGCAGACGCUGCUCCCGCUGGUUUCUCAGAUCACCACACUUAUUAAUCAUAAAGAUAAUACCAAAAAGUCUGAUAAAACUCUGCAAGCAAUUCAGCGUGUAGGACAAGCCGUCAACUUGGCAGUUGGAAGAUUUGUUAAAGUAGGGGAAGCGAUAGCCAAUGAAAACUGGGAUUUGAAAGAAGAAAUAAAUAUUGCCUGUAUUGAAGCGAAACAAGCAGGGGAAACAAUUGCAGCACUUACAGAUGUAAGCAGCUUGAAUCACCCAGAAUCUGAUGGCCAGAUCACCAUUUUUACAGACAAAACAGGAGUUAUAAAGGCGGCAAGAUUACUUCUUUCUUCAGUGACAAAAGUAUUGUUGCUGGCAGACCGAGUGGUCAUUAAGCAGAUAAUAACAUCGAGAAAUAAGGUUCUUGCAACUAUGGAAAGACUAGAGAAAGUGAAUAGCUUUCAAGAGUUUGUCCAAAUAUUCAGUCAAUUUGGAAAUGAAAUGGUGGAAUUUGCACAUCUAACUGGAGAUAGACAAAAUGAUUUGAAAGAUGAAAAGAAAAAAGCAAAAAUGGCAGCAGCUAGGGCAGUUCUUGAAAAGUGUACAAUGAUGCUUCUCACAGCUUCAAAGACAUGUCUUAGGCAUCCCAGCUGUGAAUCGGCCCAUAAAAACAAAGAAGGAGUGUUUGACCGAAUGAAAGUGGCAUUGGAUAAGGUCAUUGAAAUUGUGACUGACUGCAAACCCACUGUAGAGACUGACAUCUCAUCUAUCACUAUUUUUACUGGAAUUAAAGAAUUCAAGAUGAAUAUUGAAACUCUUCGGGAGAAUCUUUGUUUUGAGUCAAAAGAGAAUCUUUCGGCGACUUUGGAAGCCAUCUUGGAGCGUACAGAGGACUUCACGGAUUCUGCCUACACCAGCCAUGAGCACCGGGAACGCAUCUUGGAACUGUCAACUCAUGCGAGGAUGGAACUGCAGCAGCUAAUAUCGGUGUGGAGUCAAGCUCAAAACAAGAAAACAAAAAGCGUCACUGAAGAACUGGAACUCAGUAUAUUGAAAAUCAGUUACAGCCUCAAUGAACUUAAGAAAGAACUUCAUAGUACAGCAACUCAGCUGGCAGCAGAUCUGUUAAAAUACCACGCUGAUCAUGUGGUCCUAAAAGCAUUAAAACUUACUGGAGUAGAAGGGAAGUUAGAAGGUUUGGCUGAAUAUGCCUGUAAACUCUCGGAACAGAAAGAGCAGCUUGUUGAGACCUGUCGAUUGUUGCGACAUGUAUCUGGGACAGAACCUCUUGAAAUAACCUGUAUACACGCAGAGGAGACAUUUCAGGUGACUGGUCAACAGAUAAUUUCUGCUGCUGAAACAUUGACAUUGCAUCCAUCUAGUAAAAUUGCUAAAGAAAACCUAGAUGUAUUUUGUGAAGCUUGGGAAUCCCAAAUCAGUGACAUGUCAACAUUGCUGAAAGAAAUCAACGAUGUGUUUGAAGGAAGACGAGGAGAGAAGUAUGGCUACCUUUCACUUCCAAAGCCAAUGAAGAAUAAUGCAAACCUGAAAUCAUUAAAGCCAGAUAAACCUGACGCUGAGGAGAAAGCGAGGAUAGCAAAGCUUGGACUUAAGCUGGGUUUGCUCACCUCUGAUGCCAACUGUGAGAUCGACAAGUGGGAGAAUCAGGAGAAUGAGAUUGUUCGAUAUGGACGGAAAAUGUCCGGUGUGGCCUAUUCUCUGUAUUUAUUUACUAGGGGAGAGGGGCCACUGAAAACUUCCCAGGAUAUAAUUAAUCAACUAGAGGUUUUUGCUGAAGAGGGCUUGAAGCUUGCUUCAAGUGUACAAGCUUUCUCAAAACAGCUGAAAGAUGAUGACAAGCUUAUGCUACUCCUGGAAAUAAACAAGCUAAUUCCUCUAUGUCACCAGCUCCAGACAAUAACUAAGGCACCUUUGCAGAAUCAAGUGUUUCUAAAGGUUGAUAAGUGUAUUACAAAGACAAGAUCCAUGAUGGCUAUUUUGGUCCAGCUUCUCUCACUUUGCUUUAAGCUGCAGAAGAAGCUUCAGAUGGAAAACAACAGAUGGGUUGCAGUGACAGAUAAAAACUCCGUGGAUGGUAAAACUUGAGAAACUUUUGAGGUCAGAUCUCCAGAACACCAUGUGGCAAAGCUGAUAUUUUUAGAAAGCAAAUGAUCCUUUAUAUUUUCAGAAAGUAAUUUUAUAAAGAAAACAAUACUGAAAUCUUGCUUUAUUUUCUGAUCAUGAAACUGAUUGUGAAGCUUUUUGACAACUAAUAAAUGCCAUGGUAGUUGCUAGAA
This is a messenger RNA of Rhinolophus ferrumequinum (greater horseshoe bat), 2482 nucleotides long. RefSeq names its product catenin alpha like 1 (gene CTNNAL1). The coding region runs from base 87 to 2291 and encodes 734 amino acids. Gene Ontology annotation, biological process: cell adhesion; Rho protein signal transduction. The transcript has 19 exons. Gene Ontology annotation, molecular function: actin filament binding; cadherin binding. NCBI's taxonomy places the organism in Eukaryota, Metazoa, Chordata, Mammalia, Chiroptera, Rhinolophidae. The record is from RefSeq and is a predicted model, not a curated record.